AUGGAGCCCUCCAGAGCGCUUCUCGGCUGCCUGGCGAGCGCCGCCGCUGCCGCCCCGCCGGGGGAGGACGGAGCGGGGGCCGGGGCCGAGGAGGAGGAGGAAGAGGAGGAGGAGGCGGCGGCGGCGGUCCCCGGGGAGCUGGGCUCCGACGCACCGCUGCCCUACUGGACGGCGGUGUUCGAGUACGAGGCGGCUGGAGAGGACGAGCUGACCCUGCGGCUGGGCGACGUGGUGGAAGUGCUGUCCAAGGACUCGCAGGUGUCCGGCGACGAGGGCUGGUGGACCGGGCAGCUGAACCAGCGAGUGGGCAUCUUCCCCAGCAACUACGUGACCCCGCGCAGCGCCUUCUCCAGCCGCUGCCAGCCCGGCGGCGAGGACCCCAGUUGCUACCCGCCCAUUCAGUUGUUAGAGAUUGAUUUUGCGGAGCUAACCCUGGAAGAGAUUAUUGGCAUCGGGGGCUUUGGAAAGGUCUAUCGUGCUUUCUGGAUAGGGGAUGAGGUGGCCGUGAAAGCAGCUCGCCAUGACCCCGAUGAGGACAUCAGCCAGACCAUAGAGAAUGUUCGCCAAGAGGCCAAGCUCUUCGCCAUGCUGAAGCACCCCAACAUCAUUGCCCUUAGGGGGGUGUGUCUGAAGGAACCCAACCUCUGCUUGGUCAUGGAGUUUGCUCGUGGAGGGCCUUUGAAUAGAGUGUUAUCUGGGAAAAGGAUUCCCCCGGACAUCCUGGUGAACUGGGCUGUGCAGAUUGCCAGAGGGAUGAACUACUUACACGAUGAGGCCAUUGUCCCCAUCAUCCACCGUGACCUUAAGUCCAGCAACAUAUUGAUCCUCCAGAAGGUGGAGAAUGGAGACCUGAGCAACAAGAUUCUGAAGAUCACUGAUUUUGGCCUGGCUCGGGAAUGGCACCGAACCACCAAGAUGAGUGCCGCCGGGACGUAUGCUUGGAUGGCACCUGAGGUCAUUCGUGCCUCCAUGUUUUCCAAAGGCAGCGACGUGUGGAGCUAUGGGGUGCUGCUUUGGGAGCUGCUGACUGGCGAGGUGCCCUUCCGCGGCAUCGAUGGCUUAGCAGUGGCUUAUGGAGUGGCCAUGAACAAACUCGCCCUUCCUAUUCCUUCUACAUGCCCAGAACCUUUUGCCAAACUCAUGGAAGACUGCUGGAAUCCCGACCCCCACUCACGACCGUCUUUCACCAAUAUCCUGGACCAGCUCACUACCAUAGAGGAGUCUGGUUUCUUUGAAAUGCCCAAGGACUCCUUCCACUGCCUGCAGGAUGACUGGAAACAUGAGAUUCAGGAGAUGUUUGACCAACUCAGGGCCAAAGAAAAGGAGCUUCGCACCUGGGAGGAGGAGCUGACCCGGGCUGCACUCCAGCAGAAGAACCAGGAGGAACUGCUGCGGCGUCGAGAACAGGAGCUGGCCGAGCGGGAGAUCGACAUCCUGGAACGGGAGCUCAACAUCAUCAUCCACCAGCUGUGCCAGGAGAAGCCCCGUGUGAAGAAACGCAAGGGCAAGUUCAGGAAGAGCCGGCUGAAGCUCAAGGAUGGCAACCGCAUCAGCCUCCCCUCCGAUUUCCAGCACAAGUUCACGGUGCAGGCCUCCCCCACCAUGGAUAAAAGGAAGAGUCUUAUCAACAGCCGCUCCAGUCCUCCUGCAAGCCCCACCAUCAUCCCUCGCCUUCGCGCCAUCCAGUUGACACCAGGCGAAAGCAGCAAAACCUGGGGCAGGAGCUCGGUCAUCCCGAAGGAGGACGCGGAGGAGGAGGAGAAGAGGGCCUCAAAGAAGAAGGGACGGACGUGGGGGCCAGGGACGCUUGGUCAGAAGGAGAUUGCCUCAGGAGAUGAAGGCCUCAAAUCCCUGGUAGAUGGAUACAAACAGUGGUCCUCCAGUGCCCCCAACCUGGGGAAGGGCCCCAGGAGCAGCCCGGCCCUACCUGGGUUCACCAGCCUUAUGGAGAUAGAGGAUGAGGACAGCGAAGGCCCAAGGAGUGGAGAGAGUCGUCUACAGCAUUCACCCAACCAGUCCUACCUCUGUAUCCCAUUUCCUCGUGGAGAGGAUGGGGAAGGCCCCUCCAGUGAUGGAGCCCACGAGGAGCUGACCCCAGUCAACUCAGCCACCAGUACCCCUCAGCUGACGCCAACCAACAGCCUCAAGCGCGGCAGUCCUCAUCACCGCCGCUGCGAGGUGGCUCUGCUUGGCUGCGGGGCUGUUCUCGCAGCCACAGGCCUAGGGUUUGACUUGCUGGAAGCUGGGAAGUGCCAGCUACUUCCCCCGGAGGAGCCUGAGCCACCAGCCCGGGAGGAGAAGAAGAGGCGUGAGGGUCUUUUUCAGAGGGCCAGCCGUCCUCGUCGGAGUACCAGCCCCCCAUCCCGCAAGCUCUUCAAGAAGGAAGAGCCCAUGCUGUUGCUAGGAGACCCCUCCGCCUCCCUCACGCUGCUCUCUCUUUCCUCCAUCUCCGAGUGCAACUCCACCCGCUCCCUGCUGCGCUCCGACAGCGAUGAGAUUGUGGUGUAUGAGAUGCCAGUCAGCCCAGUGGAGGCGCCACCCUUGACCCCGUGCACCCACAACCCCCUGGUCAAUGUCCGAGUGGAGCGCUUCAAGCGAGACCCGAACCAGUCUCUGACUCCCACCCACGUCACACUCACGGCCCCCACGCAGCCAAGUGGUCACCGGCGGACUCCUUCUGACGGGGCCCUCAAGCCGGCAGCUCUCCUGGCCAGCAGGAGCCCCUCCAGCAAUGGCUUGAGCCCUAGUCCUGGAGCAGGAAUGCUGAAAACCCCCAGUCCCAGCCGAGACCCAGGUGAAUUCCCCCGUCUUCCCGACCCCAAUGUGGUCUUUCCCCCAACCCCAAGGCGCUGGAACACACAGCAGGACUCUACCUUGGAGAGACCCAAGACACUGGAGUUUCUGCCUCGGCCUCGGCCUUCUGCCAACCGGCAACGGCUGGACCCGUGGUGGUUCGUGUCCCCCAGCCAUGCCCGCAGCACCUCCCCAGCCAACAGCUCCAGCACAGAGACGCCUAGCAACCUGGACUCCUGCCUCGCCAGCAGCAGCAGCACUGUGGAGGAGAGGCCUGGACUGCCGGCCCUGCUCCCGUUCCAGGCGGAGCCGCUGCCCCCCGCCGAGCGGACGCUUCUGGACCUGGAUGCAGAGGGGCAGAGUCAGGACAGCACCGUGCCGUUGUGCAGAGCCGAACUGAACACACACAGGCCCACUCCUUAUGAGAUCCAGCAAGAGUUCUGGUCUUAGCAUGAGAAGGGGCGGGGCGGGCAAGGGGGGAGCGGGAGGAGGUGGGGGAGCUGGCUGGUACAGCCCUUUCUCAGAGUUGGACCCCCUGAGAUCCAGCCCUACUUCUUGCACUGAUAAUGCACUUUGAAGAUGGAAGGGAUGGGAACAGGGCCACUUCAGAGGGUCUCUUGCCCUGCAGGGCCCCUCUACUCCUAUCCACUGGGGAGACUGUGGCCAUCAGCUCUGGCUGUGUAGGGGAGGGUGGGGUGCGUGCAUGUCCCCCACCCUCUGGUCUUCCUCGCCUUUUGGGUGACCCUGCAGAGUCACUCAGCCAAAUCUAUCUGCUGCUCCCUGUCCUCAGCCAGUUGGGUAUGCCCAGAGCUAUCCUGGGUUUCUCUGUCAGCCCUGAGUUCAGCCUCCCAAUGUCAGUAUUGGAGGUUCUGGGAUUGGCUUUGCUCCUUUUCCAUUCUCCCCAGCACCCAUGAAUUGGAAUUUCAUUUGGUGUGAGAUCUGAGCUUUUCUGUGCCCUAAGCCCUCACAUGCCAGCUGGAAGACUGAAGGCAAGGUGGCCCAGGGUGGGGACAUAGGGUUGGUGGGCCUAGCACUACCUAUCUGCACUUACUCAUUUGAGCCCACAGGUGGAAAAGGGAACUGCCUCAGAGAGAACUGGUGGGCAUGGGGUGUUAGGAAAAAUACAGUCAUGUUGCAGUGAAGAAGAUGACAGAGUCUGUCCUUGUUCCUUUUGGAAACACUCAAAGAAGGGCAGAAACCAGUACCUGUUGAAAGUACCCAUCUACCUACUUAGGGUCAGGACAUGGUCAGACCAGGUUCUGAUAUAAACAUUUGCUCAUCCUAGGAAUAGUUUCUUGGGAGACUCACUCAUUGGUGCCAGUUCUGAAGUCAGAGACAAAGUUCUGCUGUUUGUUCUUUUUCUUGUCCAAACUUUAUACGUUAUUCCCUUCCCUGGGUCUUCCUUCCAAUCCCUGGACUCCCUGGGAUUUAGGGUAUGUGUUUGGUUAGUAGAUAUUUCUGUGGUGCAUCAGGAUAGCACGUGGUGGUGGGUCAUGGACCCUGGGAGUUGGGGAUCCCUUGUCAGCCAGGCCAUGCAUUUUGUGAUGCCCUUGAAGUAAAAUGGAGCC
Molecule: messenger RNA, 4361 nt
Organism: Propithecus coquereli (Coquerel's sifaka)
Lineage: Eukaryota; Metazoa; Chordata; Mammalia; Primates; Indriidae
Gene: MAP3K9
Product: mitogen-activated protein kinase kinase kinase 9
Exons: 11
Coding region: 1-3243 (1080 amino acids)
Biological process (GO): protein phosphorylation
Molecular function (GO): ATP binding; protein binding; JUN kinase kinase kinase activity
Source: RefSeq, a predicted model, not a curated record